This is a messenger RNA of Xenia sp. Carnegie-2017, 1986 nucleotides long. RefSeq names its product N-acetylglucosamine-6-phosphate deacetylase-like. Gene Ontology annotation, biological process: N-acetylglucosamine catabolic process. The record is from RefSeq and is a predicted model, not a curated record. Gene Ontology annotation, molecular function: N-acetylglucosamine-6-phosphate deacetylase activity. NCBI's taxonomy places the organism in Eukaryota, Metazoa, Cnidaria, Anthozoa, Malacalcyonacea, Xeniidae.
AAAGAAGAAGAGGAAAAGGAAGUAAUAAAAGAAGGAAUUGACUCAAUUGAGUUGGGAGAAUUCAAUGUUUUGAUGUUUAUAAGGCAUAAAAAGGCGAAAUAUAUCAAUAUUUUAUAUCACCAUACAUUAUUACUGUAUGAUCAGUUGAAGCUUCAAAUUAGUAAAUUAAUAUUAUUUUAAGGAGACAAGUUGUUUUAAUGCAAUAAAACAACAAAGAAUGGGUAUUGAUGGCAAACUUAUACAAUUUAUGAAUUGCCAAUUACUUAAAGAUCAUAAGAUAGUGGAAGAUGAUCUUUGGGUUCGUGAUGGAAUUAUCUUAAAUCCUUAUGUUGUGUUCUUUGAUGAAAACAUUGCUGCUGAUAUUAAGAUUGAUUGCAAAGGAUUGUUGAUUUCACCUGGUUAUAUUGAUGUCCAAAUAAAUGGAGGGUUUGGUGUUGACUUCACUUCAGAUACUGAGUCUAUUGAGUGUGGUUUAUAAAGUGUCAAAAGUCUUCUUAGAUUUGGCAUCACAUUUUGUCCUACCAUAGUUACCUCUUCAAAAACAACUUAUCAUAAGCUUCUUCCAAAAAUUGAAGAAUCUUCAAAAACUGUUUGUGGUGCAAAGGUUCUUGGUUUACAUCUCGAAGGGCCUUUUAUCAGCAAAGAAAAGAAAGGCGCCCAUAGAGAAGAAUAUGUGGAAACUCUCGAUUUAGGAGGGAUUAAAAAAAUGAUCGAUUUUUAUGGAAGUUUGAGAUUCGUUAAGAUAAUUACAAUGGCACCAGAACAAUCUUUUGCUAUGGAAGUUAUAAAAUAUCUCGUGAAAGAAAAUAUUAUAGUGUCAAUAGGUCACACUACUGCUAGUUUUGAUGUUGCCGAGGACGCUGUUCGAUCGGGAGCAAGAUUUAUAACACAUUUAUUCAAUGCCAUGUUGCCCUUUCAUCAUCGUGAUCCAGGUGUUGUAGGUUUAUUGACAAGUAAUAAUCCACAACCUAUUUAUUUUGGAAUGAUUGCUGAUGGUAUUCACACUCAUCCUUCAGCAUUACGUAUUGCACAUAGGAGCCACCCUGACGGACUGGUUUUAGUUUCCGAUGCAAUUGCUGCGCUUGGCCUCCUUCCUGGAAAACACAAACUUGGCACAAUUGAAGUUGAAAUCUCCGAAAAUAUGGUUACAGUUGCAGGACAAAAGACAUUAGCUGGAAGCAUCGCUUCUUUGGAUUAUUGUGUUCGACAAUUCAAAAAACUUGCAGGCUGUAGUAAAGUAGAGGCCUUGGAAGCUGCAACCCUUCAUCCAGCUCAAUUGUUGAAAAUAACUCACGAAAAAGGAACUUUAAAUUAUGGCGCAGAAGCUGAUAUUAUUUUAUUAAAUGAGAAUUUAGAGGUUCAAGCGACGUUUAUUACGGGAAAUCUAGCGUGGAUGAACGAGAAAGAUAACGUCAUCUGCAAAAUGUUUGAUGCUUUUAAAGCCCACUAUCAUGCGUGAACGUUGGUGUUAACACACAUGUAUUAAUGAUUGUGGAGGUGGGGUAAAGGGGGAUAGAUUAUGUUGGAUAGAGAAUUAUAGUAAAGUUGUUAAAAAUAUUCUAUUUCCAUGUCAUAUCCAUAUUUUGAAAAUAAAAUGAAUGUUCAGAUUUUUUAAUUUUUCAGGUUGUUGUUGUUUAAUGCUGACAUUUUAACGACAUUAUACAUGACUUUACAAUAACUAUAAAUAGCAUGUGUUAUAUGCUAAAGCUGUAUUAUUUUAAUACUGAUUUCUAGUGUUGCAUUUUCAUACAUUGAAUACACUUUACAGUACAUGACUCAUUUUCAAUAACAAUUUAUGAAAUGUGUUUUUAUUACUAUUGAGGUUAAUGAAUAUAAUGUAUAUAAAUAUAAAUGUUAUUGUUUUGUAUAAUCUAUUGACUUGAAUUAAUUACAUAUUUAUUUUAAUUUAUAAUAAUUAGUGAUAGUUAUUGUCUUAUCAAUAAGUAACAAUAUAGAUUUUGUCAUAUAAAGCAGUAAUUGUCAUUC